Molecule: messenger RNA, 969 nt
Organism: Paramecium octaurelia
Lineage: Eukaryota; Ciliophora; Oligohymenophorea; Peniculida; Parameciidae
Source: the annotation of a GenBank genome assembly
AUGAAUAAGACAUUAAUUGCACUCUUUACAACUGUUCUUCUUGCAACAACAAGCUAUUUGAGUCAAGAAGAUCCCAUGAGAACCCUAUAUUCUGAAUGGAAACAAAAAUACUAAGCAAGAUUUGCCAGCUAAUUUGAAGAUGAAUACAGAUUUGAAAUCUUCAAACAAAAUUACAACUACUAUCAAGAAGUAAACAGCAGACAAUCCAGCUAUAAACUCGGAUUGAAUCAAUUCGCUACCCUUACAGACGAAGAAUUCGAAUCUAUUUACCUCGGUGGUCUUGAUGAUUCUCAUGUUGAAGUUGAAGAAAACAUUACAUCAUUUAACUAUCCUGAAAGUGUUGAUUGGUCAAGAAAAUUGAAUCCAAUCAAGAAUUAAGGAUAAUGUGGAUCAUGUUGGUCAUUCUCUGCAGUUGGUGCUUUUGAAGCAUAUUUCAUCUUUACAAAGGGAUAAUACGACAUAUAUUCUGAGUAACACUUAGUUGAUUGUGACAAAUAUUCAUAUGGAUGUAAUGGUGGUUUUGCAGGAAACGCUAUUGAUUAUUUAAAUAAAAAUGGUGCUAUUUUGGAAACUAAAUACCCAUACAAUGCAAAGGACAACACCUGCUAAUAAGCAACAGGAGAUCCCUUAGCUAGAGGAACUGGAAGAAAAACAUGGUCUACUGCUACUUAAGCUUAUGAGGCAAUUGCUUAAUAUCCCAUUUCUGUCAGUGUCCAUGCUUCAAAUUGGAAAGGAUAUACUGAAGGUGUCUUCUUUGACUGCAUUAACACAUCAACUAACCAUGCUGUCGUAGCUGUUGGAUAUGAUAAAAGUGGAAAUUGGUUAAUCAGAAACUCUUGGGGAACAGGCUGGGGACUCAACGGACACAUCUGGCUCUAAAGCGGAAACACUUGUGGUGUUCUUAGAAGAUUGGACUAAGUUAUUUGAAAAAUAUCAUAUUUUCACAAUUAUCAUAAUACACUAUUUAAU